Salarias fasciatus (jewelled blenny) is the source of this 3922-nucleotide messenger RNA. It is a transcript of the gene hap1, whose product is annotated as huntingtin associated protein 1. Gene Ontology annotation, cellular component: mitochondrion; cytoplasmic vesicle; dendrite. Gene Ontology annotation, molecular function: myosin binding; signaling receptor binding. The transcript is spliced from 17 exons. Bases 1 to 2985 code for a protein of 994 amino acids. NCBI's taxonomy places the organism in Eukaryota, Metazoa, Chordata, Actinopteri, Blenniiformes, Blenniidae. The record is from RefSeq and is a predicted model, not a curated record. Gene Ontology annotation, biological process: neurotrophin TRK receptor signaling pathway; vesicle transport along microtubule; anterograde axonal transport of mitochondrion.
AUGAGUAAAAAGGAGCGUCACCUCGGCUCAGGCUCCACCUCCCGCACCCGGACCCCACCCUGCCUGCCCGCCCGCCCGCCCGGCCGGCCGGCUGGUCGACCCGGGGAGCGCUGCGCUCUGCCGUCGGUAAACACAGGACGGAAGCCGUCAGCUGCGCACAGCCUUUCAUUUGAUGGAGACUCUCUGAAGGAGGCUGGACUCAUCCUGAACAGAACCCCAGAUGCUGCAGUAACUACCGCCGUAAUUCCUCCCCGCUGCGUCUCCCCCGGACCGCUGUGCGUCGUCCCUGAGCAGGCAGGGGGGCAGCAGGCUCCCAGUGGGGCUCCCAGCUUGAAGUCGGCCUUCACCCUGAACCCUCCAGCCACGUUCAAGCUGUCCCACCCUGCCUUCCCUCCCUCCUCUGCCUCUCCUGGAGCCUCCCGUUCUCCUUCCUCCUGGCCCCCGCCGGCCCGCCUGGACUCCCGGUCAGCCUUCUCCCUCCAUGAGGGGCAGGGGGAGGCGGCGGGGUCCCUGGAUGUGGACCCCCAGCCUUUCCAGCUCCAUUCAUCGGAGAAGCUCAGAGACCUGGGAGGAAUACUCCGUCAUGAUGUGUCAACUUUAACAGAUCUGUGCUCGGACCUCCCAGAACUGGAGAUCGUGAGCCUCCUGUCCGAGGGCCAGCCCAGCUACACCCUGCGAGCAGACAGUGUGUUCGGAUACGACCAUGAGGACUGGCUGCAGACCCCCCUGCUGCCCCCAGAGGUCGUCCUGGGACUCACGCGAGAGCAGAUUGAAGAGACGCUCAAGUACUUCUUGCUGUGCUCAGACAGAGUGGGCCAGGUCACCAAGACGUACCACGACAUCAAGGCCGUCACCCACCUGCUGGAGGAGAAAGAGCGGGAUCUGGAGCUGGCGGCUCGGAUCGGUCAGUCCCUCCUCAAACAGAACCAAGAACUAACAACACGCAAUGAAAUGCUGGAUGAGCAGCUGGAAAUCGCCAAGGAGGAGAUUGCGCAACUUCGCCACGAGCUGUCGAUGCGGGACGACCUCCUUCAGUUUUACGCGAGCACCGAGGAGAUAGAGAACGCUCAGUCGCAGUCACCAAUGAAAAGGAACGAAUCCAGCAGUUCUCUCAGCAACUUCGUCCACUACGACUUCCUGCAGCAGAAACUGAAGGGACUGGAGGAGGAGAACCGCAAACUGAGAUUAGAGGCCAAUGAGCUCUCAACAGAGACCAGUAACUACGAGGAGCAGGAGCAGGAGCUGAUGAUGGUGUGUGUGGAAGAACUCUCGUCUGUCAACAAGCAGGUGGUUGACCUGUCUGAGGAGCUGGCUCGGAAAGUGGAGGAUUCCCUCCGACAGCAGGAGGAGAUCAGCUCCCUGCUCGCUCAGAUUGUUGACCUGCAGGCUCGCUGUAAAGGGCUCACACAUGAGAACGAAGAGCUGAAUCAAAACCUGAGUGCCUCCCGUGAGAGCCAGCUAAAGCUUCAGUCUGAGCUCAAGGACUUGCAGGACAAGUACUCCGAGUGUGAGGACAUGCUCCACGAGGCCCGAGAGGACAUAAAGAACCUGCGAAACAAGAGCCUGCCCAACAGCACGGUGCAGCGCUACGCUGCGCUGACCUCGGUCCUCCCCAUGGACUCGCUGGCCGCAGAGAUCGAGGGCACGUUCCGAAAAGGCCUGGACACCCCGGCUCCCUCGGAGUACAAGAAUCACCCGUGGCGUGUGUUUGAAACCGUCAAGGUGGCGAACAAAGCCGUGAGGCUGCGGUCGCGGUGCCACUCUCCAGGCCUGCCGGGCUCCAGCCCCGUCUCCGCCCGGUCCAGCUGCAACAGCACGCCGCGGACCAGCUACUACGGCUCCGAUAACGCCAGCUUCACCCUGGAGGACAAGCCCAGCAGUAAUAAUGCUCAGAAGGAGGACAGCAGCAGCGCCAGCGGGCCGAAGCGUCUGGGCCAGCCGGGCACGCCCGGCGGCCAGGACCUGGAGGCGGCGUUACGCAACCUCUCAGCCCGCCAGCAGAGCCACUCCUCAGAGCGGCCUUUCUUCGACGUGGAGCGGGAGCGGAAACUCCGUGCCUUGGCGGCGAACUGCGAGGACGGCGAAGCCUCCAGCGGGUUCCUGACGCCGAACGACAGCCUGACCUCCAGCCCCGCCGCCUCCACCAGCACCAACUACUCCAACGGGAGCUCGCGCCACUCCUGCGGCUCCUCGGGGGGGUCCCGGUCGUAUCUGCCCGACCGGCUGCAGAUCGUCAAACCUCUGGAAGGCUCCGUGACUCUUCAUCAGUGGCAGCAGCUGGCCAAACCCAACCUGGGGGGAAUCCUGCACCCGCGGCCCGGCGUCCUGACCAAGGACUUCAGAGAGCUGGAGGUGGACAUCCAGCACGUGUACAGCCUGAACGACCUGGAGGAGGACGAGCCCGACCUCUCCCAGCUGGCCGGAGCUCACGGCAUGGUCUCUCCAUCGGGCCCUAACCUCCCUCAGACCUCCCCCACACAUACUAUCACCACCUGCCAAGUCCUGCAACCCUCCCUCCUCAUCUCCUCCUUCUCCAAUAGCCUUCACUCUUGCGGCAUGCCAUCUUGUGGGAACUGUAAGCACGUGAGCCCUUCGCCUCUUCCCCGCCACCAGCAGUACCUCGGCCGGGGAGUCCAGCAGCGCACAGCCCCCGCAGCGAGCAGCACCUCCUCCUCCUCCUCCUCCUCCUCCGCCGCCUCCGCGCCGUCGCUGGGACUCCUGCGGCUGCUGCAGGAGCGCGGCAUCUCGGCCUCCACUCACUCGCACCGCCGCCUGCACGACGGCCAUCGUGCACGCCCUCCAUUCCCCACGGUCACGGACAGAGGCGAGGGCUCGGCUCCGGACGGCGAGAGAGGAGGGAACAUUUUCAGCUGGAACUUGGUGGAGAAGCUGCAGAGUCUGGGGCUGCACAGAGUGGCGGCGUGGGGGAUCAUGAACCGCCCCGGCAAGGAGAGGGAAUCUGUUCAGCACCCUCCCGAAGAGUGAGGGGUUCAGCUUCUCUCCUCUCUCGCGGAGCCACGUUUUUCCCGCCACAGCACGUGUUCAUCGAGUCGUUACUGGCGUGCAGCACUCCUCUCCUCUAAUGAACUCCAGCACAGUCAGUAGUUUGUGAGACGUCUUCAUCUCAGGACCGCCACCUCACCACCGGCCUGCUUGACUUGCACAUUUCUUCUUUUUACACAAAAACAAAGAAAAGAGAAAUUCUAAUCUUUUUAUACUGUUUUUGAAUGUCAUUUUACAACUUCUCCAUCACUGGUUUUAAAACCUCACGAGCUGUGCUUAGUUUGUUUGCUUUUUUUUUUUUUAGUUUCCGAUGUGAAACGUCAGCUAAAUGUAAAUAGUGUUUGUUUAAAAUAAAAAAAAGACUACGUGCAGUAAAUUACUGUUUGUUAAAACCACAAACCAAACCAGUGCUGUCACACUGAGAAUCAUCCGAAUGCACUAAAACACACACCGGUCUUCCUGCUCAAUGAAGAAAAACCUCCCGUUUUCUCACCGUCUUGAGAACGUCUGCCUAAAAAAAAAACCUUCACUGACAUCCUUCAGCUCACGUCUCACAACUCCUGCAGUAUUUUCCUCUGAGCUGUGAAACUUUGUGGACUUUUCCUCUGAGCCAAAUCUCACCUAAACCAAAUCAGGUUUGCCAUUCUGCAUCCUCGCCAGCGACUGGGAUUUUUAUGUUUUUGGUUUUUUUUGAAGCAAUAAGUGUACCGACUGUUGGCACUGGUUGUAUCUUUUGCUCGUUGUACAGAUCUGCUGUGUAUUUAAAGUCAUCAGGAACUAUGAAAACUGCUGGGAUCUGAACCACGCCGGGCAUUCAAAGUGAUGUUCAGAGGGAAUUAUUUAAUAAAUAAGAGUAGAAAUGAGUUGUCUUAAUUAUUUAAACGGCAUGUGUUUCUGAACAAUCAACUGUAGCAAAAAA